Molecule: messenger RNA, 1336 nt
Organism: Pistacia vera
Lineage: Eukaryota; Viridiplantae; Streptophyta; Magnoliopsida; Sapindales; Anacardiaceae
Exons: 10
Coding region: 26-1027 (333 amino acids)
Biological process (GO): CAAX-box protein processing
Cellular component (GO): membrane
Molecular function (GO): metalloendopeptidase activity
Source: RefSeq, a predicted model, not a curated record
UCAAUACCUUUGUAAAACUAAAACAAUGAUUUGGUCUCUAGUUCAACCUUCCCUCUACUGUGUCUCCCAAUUUUCUUCAUCCAAACAAACUCAUACCUUUCUUCUUAACACACCAAACCCACUUUCAAGGUUUGCAAGAGUCAAGUCAAAACCAAGAUGCACUUCAACUUGCUUUUUCAAUGCCGGAAAAGACUCUAAGCCCAGAAAUAGUCAAGCCAACGAAACUAAAUUGGACUGGCCAGUGCUUAAGCGAUGGGACGUGCCAUGGGGGUGGCAGACAGCUUCGCUAACCUCACUUGCCUGUGGAUUAAGUUUCGUGUUGACAGGAUUGGUAGAGACAACUGCUAUACCUUAUUUAGGACUUAAAAUUGAAGAACUAAGUUUGGAUGAGAAGGCAGAGAUUCUGUUUCUGGAUCAAGGCAUUACAACUGCAGUUGUGCUUGCAGUUCUGUACGGCAUUUCAAACUCUUUUAAACCGCUUCCUGAAGAUUUUUUCCAAUAUGAUUUGAGGGAACCUUUCAAUCUACAGAAAGGAUGGCUCUUAUGGGCAGGGAUUGGUCUUGGCGGUGCCAUUUUAGCUAUUGCAUUAACAGGAGCUGCCAUGUCCUUGUUUAAUGGUGAGAACGCCCCACAACGAGAGAUGGAUGCUCUUGUUCAGUUACUUCCAUUGAUUGGAUCUUCAAGUAUUAGUACUGCUUGCUUGGUGGGCAUAACAGGUGCCUUGGCGCCUCUUCUUGAGGAGAAUAUCUUUCGAGGGUUUCUUAUGGUGUCCCUGACUAAGUGGGUUCCUACACCUAUUGCCGUUAUCAUCAGUGCUGCUGUCUUUGCACUUGCACAUCUCACUCCGGGAGAGUUUCCCCAGCUGUUUGUGCUAGGGACUGCUUUAGGAUUUUCAUACGCUCAAACUCGCAACCUUCUAACCCCCAUCACGAUCCAUGCUUUCUGGAACUCUGGAGUAAUUUUUCUUCUUACCUUUCUUCAGCUUCAAGGAUAUGAUCUCAAGGAAUUGUUGCAGGCAGCCUCAUAAGGUCACAAUUCUUCAUUUUGUGAUAGUAUGCAGCUUCAUAUGCUUUUUUUUAGUAAUAGUCCCAGUGUAUCCUUUUUUUUCUAAUCUCCAUAAUACAUUUUAGAGUUUCAUACAAAAAGUGCAGAAAACAAAAUGAUUAAAGAAUAUCAAUAUGUAAAAUUAAUUAGUGAAUUCUUACAAUGAAAGUGCAGGGAGAAAGAAGAUGGGUUCUUUGGCAGAGUUUUGUCGGUUAAUGAUUUUUUCUUUGGAGCUAUGUUGCUCUCCUGUUGAUUUACACGAUAAUUUUACUGUACUUUCUAGGCAAGUUUU